CCAUAAGAUAAAUCGUCUCUUGCAAUUCCAUCCGUCGACGUCGCUAGACAUGACUGUUUGUUUUUCUUAAAAUUGAGACAAAAUUAUAAAAAGGAGAAACAAGAAUGGUGCAGAAGCGUAGAUGGCAAGUGGAGCAGAUCUAGUUAGCAGUUCUGCAACAGUAUGCAGUUCUGACCUCUGAGUCUAAUCCUUUGCAUCUGAAUCUCCGAGUAAUUAUGUGAUCAGAAUCUGCUCCGAAAGUGGCAGCAGAGAAAAAAUGUCCUCCAUCGCUGUCAACCUGAUGGGCUGUUCAGACAAAAUGUGGAAAUCCUUCACGAGAUCUUUCUCAGAUAUGGUAGUCUGUGUCGGCAGACCUGCGAUCACCUAUUUUGCCAUGUAAGGGAGCUCGAGAAAGAGAGAAAGAGGACGCCGGCAAUAUGAGACGGUACUUCAGUGCCAUUGUUCUGUUCUUGGUGCUCGCUUUCUCCGUUGCCAUCUUCAACUCCUACAGUAACAGUACCCGUACGACCUUCUCUGAUAUCACCUCCCUCGCUAUUCCUGCAACUCCGAACUCCAGUCUCAACGCCGCCAGCAAUGCACCGACAACUGUGAGGAAGAAGGGAGAUGCCAGAACUCAGAAGAGGAGGUUGGAGAAGAUCCAGGAGGGUCUUGCGAGGUCGAGGGCAGCCAUUAGAAGGGCUGUUCUGGCGAGAAACUACACUGCUCAGAAGCGCCAGAGCUUCGUGCCCAGAGGGCCCAUCUACCGCAACCCCUAUGCAUUUCAUCAGAGCUACAUAGAGAUGGAAAAGAGGCUAAAGAUAUGGAUCUACAAGGAGAGGGAACCACCCAUCUUCCAUGACGGUGCUAGCUUCGGCUACUACGCAGUGGACGGCCAUUUCAUGAGGGAGAUAGAGAAGCAGGGCUUUCCCUUCGUCACAAACAACCCUGAGAAUGCCUUGCUCUUCUACCUUCCCUUCAGUAUUGAGAGAAUGGUUGGCUUGGUCUAUGAACCGGCCACUCAUGAUCGGACCUUUCUCAAGACCAUGAUCAGCGACUAUGUCCAGGUCAUAUCAAGCAAGCAUCCUUAUUGGAAUAGGACAGAUGGUGCAGAUCAUUUCAUGGUCUCUUGCCAUGACUGGGCACCAUAUGCCACUGAAGGCCUAGAUGUCUUGAAGAAUUUUAUUAGAGUCCUUUGUGCAGCAAACACUUCAGAAGGAUACAAUGCAAGAAAAGAUGCGAGUCUCCCAGAGUUCAUCUUUAGAUUCGAGCUCCCAGGGCACACUCAAAAUCCUUCCCCACCUUCAUCAAAAACCCUGCUGGCAUUUUUCGCUGGAGGCAACCAUGGUUCUGUUAGGAAAUUCCUUUUUGAACAGUGGCAUCAUAAGGACCCACAAAUUCAACUCUUUGAACGCUUACCAAAGGGCCUAAACUACACAGAGUAUCUGAUGAACUCCAAGUACUGCCUUUGCCCAAGUGGAUAUGAAGUUGCCAGUCCUAGAAUCACUGAAUCCAUAUUGGUUGGCUGUGUCCCUGUACCAAUAUCUGAUGGCUAUGUUCUCCCCUUUAGUGAUGUUCUCGACUGGUCUCACUUCUCGGUUCCAAUUCCAGUUCCAAGGAUACCUGAAAUCAAGAAAAUUCUUACUGCAAUUCCUGAAAGCACAUACUUGAAGUUGCAGGCAAAUGUCUUAAAGGUUCAGAAGCACUUUCUUCUUAAUGUCCCUCCAAAGAGGUUUGAUGUUAUGCACAUGGUGUUGCAUUCUAUAUGGCUCAGAAGACUUAAUUUGCAGCUGCAUGAUUUGUAAAUGUGCUUUGACUUCAUUCGAAGCUGCAUGAUUCAUAAAUGUAUUUUUCUCCUAUUCAAUGGUUUUUUUACUUUUCAA
This is a messenger RNA of Nymphaea colorata (pocket water lily), 1859 nucleotides long. Its product is annotated as probable glycosyltransferase At5g20260. The coding region runs from base 417 to 1781 and encodes 454 amino acids. Lineage: Eukaryota; Viridiplantae; Streptophyta; Magnoliopsida; Nymphaeales; Nymphaeaceae. Gene Ontology annotation, molecular function: glycosyltransferase activity. The record is from RefSeq and is a predicted model, not a curated record. The transcript is spliced from 5 exons.